Molecule: messenger RNA, 1080 nt
Organism: Rasamsonia emersonii CBS 393.64
Lineage: Eukaryota; Fungi; Ascomycota; Eurotiomycetes; Eurotiales; Trichocomaceae
Product: Developmental regulator VelB
Exons: 3
Coding region: 1-1080 (359 amino acids)
Source: RefSeq, a predicted model, not a curated record
AUGUACGCUGUUGAGCAGCAAGACAGGUCCCAUCCGAUCCCUCCUCCUCCGCCACCGCUUUCUAUGGAUCGCAUUCCUCCUACGUCGACUGCCUACCCGAACCCAGCUCCCGGCGGCGGCCCGCUGCAGCAGCGGUCGAACGACCAUCUCGCCCCGGUGUCGACCGUCCACGAUGGACGCAUCUGGUCCUUGCAUGUCGUCCAGCAGCCCAUCCGCGCGCGCAUGUGCGGGUUUGGCGAUAAGGACCGUCGACCGAUCACGCCACCUCCCUGCAUCCGGUUGAUCGUGCGGGAUGCCCAGACCGAAAAGGAGGUCGAUAUCAACGAAAUCGACACCUCGUUCUACGUCUUGACCGUCGAUCUAUGGAACGCCGAAGGGACAAGUGAAGUGAAUCUCGUCCGCCACUCGGCCACGUCGCCGUCCAUCUCGACGGCCACCUCUUCAUCCUACCCCCCGCCGCCUCAGAACAUCUCCCCGACCUAUCCGCCGUAUGGGCAGAAUCCGUACGGCCAGCAGCCGAUGGGGUAUGGGCCGGUAGGCCCCUACUAUGGCGGCAACCAGCCGAUGCCGUAUCAGAAUCCGUACGGGGGCAAUCCGCAGGGGCCCUACUACCCGCAGUAUUACGGGCAAUCGGGGCCUCUGCAGCAUGCCAGCAUGCCGGCGGGCCAGCAGCCCAUGUCGGCGCCGGGAGGGAUGUUCACGCGGAAUCUGAUCGGCAGUCUGAGUGCCAGUGCAUUCCGGCUGACGGAUCCGGACAACAAGAUUGGGGUGUGGUUUAUUCUGCAGGACCUGAGUGUGCGGACCGAGGGAACGUUCCGCCUCAAGAUGAACUUUGUCAACGUCGGGACCCAGUCUGAUUCCAGCAACGGGGGCCCGGUGUUGAACCAUGGCUCCGCGCCGGUGCUUGCGUCGGUCUUCUCAGAGCCAUUCCAAGUCUUCUCGGCCAAGAAGUUCCCUGGGGUGAUUGAAAGCACGCCGCUGAGCAAGUGCUUUGCGCUGCAGGGGAUCAAGAUCCCGAUCCGCAAGGACGGGGUCAAGGGGAGAGGACAAGGAGGCGAGGGGGACGACGAGUACGACUAG